Marchantia polymorpha subsp. ruderalis is the source of this 826-nucleotide messenger RNA. The record is from the annotation of a GenBank genome assembly. NCBI's taxonomy places the organism in Eukaryota, Viridiplantae, Streptophyta, Marchantiopsida, Marchantiales, Marchantiaceae.
GAGAGACUGGGAAUCUGAAGAGAGGACCGGAGAGAUGGCUAUGGCGAUCGAGCUCGGAGCGUCGUGGGCUGUGAAAUUCAGCUGGACUCAGUCACAUGCCAAUGGAUUUCAACGCUCCAGUGCAAGGACUGUGUCGAUGCCCGUCACUGGUCGAUCCAAUAGAUUUUACCGUUCUAUCUCAGCAGCUGCAGCGGACGCGGCACCCUCUCCUGCCCCCUCUGGCUCACCUACACCCCCACCUGCUGAUGCACCAGCUCCCCCUCCUCCGAAACCAGUUUUCACCAUGAAGAAAGGGCAAAUCGUGCGGGUAGAUAAGGAGAAAUAUUUGGACAGUGUUGAAUACUAUGCAGUCGCUCAUCCUAAAUUUUUCAAAGGGCUUGACUACAUUUAUGAGGAUCGUGGUGAGGUAUUGGACAUCAGGAUGUUCGAGGCUGGAGAGUAUGCGUUGAUUUCUUGGGCUGGCAUUUCAACUUCCCCAGCGUGGCUUCCUACUUCCAUGCUUAUCAAGUCUGACAAGUUGACGUACAGGCGAACAUGAGAAACGGCGAGACGCUAAACGACCACUUACUAUAAUGCUAGGGAAGAAUAUAGCGACUGCCAAGACUUAGGGGAUGGAUUAAUGAUGAUAUCUUGAAUCUGCCGAAACUACACCGAAUCCUGUUCGGUAAUGUAAAAUUAUCAUUCUUUAAGACGUGAAUCAGCUCAUUUCUGUACUGAGGCCUUAACUUCUCAGCCCGAUUCUUGAUUUUUAGGAAAGAGUCAUUGAUAAUGUUCUGCAGUUUUAUGGAGCUCAUAUAUUGACCUUUACAAAAAGCUACGGAGUAAG